Molecule: messenger RNA, 661 nt
Organism: Magnolia sinica
Lineage: Eukaryota; Viridiplantae; Streptophyta; Magnoliopsida; Magnoliales; Magnoliaceae
Exons: 1
Coding region: 42-464 (140 amino acids)
Cellular component (GO): mitochondrion
Source: RefSeq, a predicted model, not a curated record
ACCCUCUUAUCUCUCUGUCGAUCAGUGUCUCUCUCUCUGAAAUGGCUACAACCGAUGGGCACUUCUGUGAGCUGAUGAAGAAGUAUGGAAAGGUGGCACUCGACAUUCACUUCUCUGUCUCAGCCGCUUCCAUCAUCGGCCUCUAUGUCGCAAUCAAGAAUAACGUCGACGUUGAGUCCCUCUUCGACAAGAUCGGCCUCUCCAGCUUCUCCAAACCAGACCCGGGCCAAGACCUGCCCGCCCACUCUAUCGAUGGUCUCAUCAUUGAUGACCUGCCGCCUCUCAUUCUUGAGCAGAAGAAGAAUCGAACUUCCGAAUUGGCAGCUUCGAGCGAGGGUGCGCUUGCACUGGCAGUCAUUUGCAACAAGGCCUUAUUCCCCGUCCGGGUUCCAAUCACCAUCGCUCUCACUCCAGCAGUCUCAAGAUUCUUGGCACGGUGGAGGAUUAAUAAGAAUAGUGUAUGAUUUCUCUCGCUCUGUUGAAUUAACUUUACUCACUACCCACAAAUGGAAAAGAAAGAGGGAGAAAAGAAAAAGAUUGCUAUGGAUUUUAAUGUGUUCUUUAUGGUCUUUGAAUAUGGUUAUAACUCGGAAAAUAGAAUAUCAGUCUUCUUCUUAUAUGAUGACAGAAGGGUUUAACAUUUAUUUAAAUUUGUUUUCUA